AUUCCCCGGCCCGGCUCUUGCCCAGCAUUGCUACUAGGUCCCUAUAGUACAACUUCAAGCAGCAUCGCAGUAAAGAGCAGAUGCCAGAAAGAGAAGCACGUUUGAGAAAGCAGACUGGUCAGCCUCAGGUAUGUAUAUGCUCCUUGCUUCCUUUCAAAAAGUUUUCAACUCCGCCGUCAUUUCUCAGGGAGUCCCCAUAUUUUAUUGAUUGAACCCACAGACAAACUGGUUAGCCCAAUUUGAUUCCAGGAAUAAGUCCCAACAGAGUCAUGGCGAGCACUGGCCACCAUCACGCAGACCCAGAGCACCAGCACACUCAUGACGAAGCUAAAGCUGCAGCUGAGGAGUCGCUGGAAGGAGUUGUGAAAGAUACUAAGCUUCGCGAAGAGCUUGCUGAGCAGAAAUUGGAACAAGCAGAGCAGCUCGCCCACGAGAUUGCGGAGAAGAAGCAACAGUUGGAUGCUGCAAAGAAGGCUGCCAAGCAGCAGUGAGUUCUGAUCCUCCACGUUGUCUUCAUAUGUACAAUACUGCAAUUCUGUAAUACUCCUAUUCCUAAUAACCUGGUAGUACCUUGGCUUUGGCAGUCAAUAUAGCAAGACAACAAAGAAACGUAAGAUCCGGUGGCUGAUUGACUGCAGCGCAAAAAGACUGCAGUAUAAGUAUCGCAACUCACUAAAAUUAAUCUGUGGUCUUAUGGCGACUUCAUAUUAGGGGGAAGAUUAGGUAGCAGGGAGAAUGUUUGAAGGAUCCAGAUGGAUACCCUCAUUAUGAUGCCCUUGCACAAGACAUGGGGCCGACAGGGCCGGCAGGGCCGCGGCCCCCGGAGAAACAAUGUCAGUGGAUGAUACCCGCCAAAAUGAGGAUGGCACUUACUUCAUGAAUCGAACCCGCAAAAUAAGCUAGCAAUGGUGGCAACACGUUUUUUAGAAAUUGUCAUCCUGUUGGACGACGCAAUCUGGAUCCUGAUGCACAGUGGCUGAAAUCCACUUGAAGAUGAUCCAAACUGCGGUCGGAAUUGCAUCCGAAAAAGUGAAAGACCAUGCCAGUUUUCCACACGAGGUUGAAGUCACCAGGGCCAACGUCUAUUUUAAUGCGUACCUUGGUGUGAACUGAUAAUAAGCCGCGCCCUUCGUAUACAUUAGCCGAG
Molecule: messenger RNA, 1147 nt
Organism: Klebsormidium nitens
Lineage: Eukaryota; Viridiplantae; Streptophyta; Klebsormidiophyceae; Klebsormidiales; Klebsormidiaceae
Source: the annotation of a GenBank genome assembly